This is a messenger RNA of Loa loa (African eye worm), 462 nucleotides long. RefSeq lists its product as hypothetical. The transcript has 5 exons. NCBI's taxonomy places the organism in Eukaryota, Metazoa, Nematoda, Chromadorea, Rhabditida, Onchocercidae. The record is from RefSeq and is a predicted model, not a curated record. The coding region runs from base 1 to 462 and encodes 153 amino acids.
AUGGAUGGUUGUACUGCAGGCGCUCUUGGUUUAUUACUUGUCGCAUAUGUAUUACAUUCACAUUCUCAUGGUACCAAAGGAUAUGCACCUACAUUUUUACUAAUGGCUCUUUCGUACGCAAUUUUCAAUUUAAGCGCUUGGAGUGGAAUAACAAAUGAAACUACCUAUUUUAUUACAUCUACCAGUACCAAAAAACCAGAAAUUAUAACCACAAGAAGUGUUCAGAAACAUCAAAAGAUUAUUACCUCUAAAUCAAUGCAAACUUCAUUAGCAUUCACUACCGGGAAGGAGAUAUCCAAUUAUGUUACGAAUUCUUCACUUCCAAAUACUCAAGUGAUGAAAACAGAUAAGAAAGAAGUGCAAAUGGAUGGUCUAAAUAUCUUUGAAACCUCGGAAAAAGUAAAUGCAUUGCCAUCGCUGUUACUUGGAAAAAUUAGUUCAGAAAUGUUUAUUACUGUUUGA